Trichomonas vaginalis G3 is the source of this 804-nucleotide messenger RNA. RefSeq lists its product as uncharacterized. NCBI's taxonomy places the organism in Eukaryota, Parabasalia, Trichomonadida, Trichomonadidae. Bases 1 to 804 code for a protein of 267 amino acids. The transcript has a single exon. The record is from RefSeq and is a predicted model, not a curated record.
AUGAAAACACAUGAAAAGUUGCCAGCCAGUGUACAAUUGCCUCGUCGAUACUUGUCCUUGUAUUCAAAUAUAAUAGAUGGCUGUAAUGAUUCAAAUAUAAUUUAUUUGGACGAUUAUAAUACAAAUGCAUCAUUACCAUUAUACCAUAUUGAAGAGGGACAAUACAUAUGCCUUGUUGGAAAUAUCUUCAUUGGAUCAGAUUCCGACAUUAUUGGCCUUGCAGCCUUCCCAGACAACAAAUAUGAUUUUGAAUAUUCUGAUCCUAUUCAAAAUCCACUUGUUUCUAUUGCAAAGGAAGAAAAUCUUUAUCUUACGUCAAAUUUUCCAAUCACAAGAAUUAACUGCAAAGACACAACAAAGAAUUGCACAAUACAAGUGGCAUCGUUGCCACCAUCUUGUCACGUAAAAGAUAAAAAUCCAUUAGAUGAAAAAAUCUAUGAAUUUUCCCUUAAAGUCGUUCUAGAUACAAAACGACAAGGAAACUACACUUUCAAACAAUAUACCCAGGUUAAUAGAGAAAUACCCAGAAUCUUUAGUACAACUGGUGUUUUCAUUUCAAAAAGUAAUAGAACAUUCAAAUAUUCGGAAAGGGGUGAACCAAAAAUAGAUUCCUACCCACAUAAUUUUUUAACCGCAUCUGACAAAAUGAUGUAUAGAAUGCAUACGAUUGAGCUUAGGGUCGAAAAUACAUCUGAAGAAAUAUAUGAACUCAAUUUUAAAUAUGGUGAGAUUCCAGAUACAGAAACUCAGGAGCCAUUUUUGUUUAGAGAAGAUCUCAGUCUCACACUUCCUACUAAAUAUUGA